Engraulis encrasicolus (European anchovy) is the source of this 1481-nucleotide messenger RNA. RefSeq names its product endosome associated trafficking regulator 1 (gene entr1). Bases 219 to 1160 code for a protein of 313 amino acids. The record is from RefSeq and is a predicted model, not a curated record. Gene Ontology annotation, biological process: regulation of cytokinesis; positive regulation of protein localization to cilium; positive regulation of cilium assembly. The transcript has 8 exons. Gene Ontology annotation, cellular component: early endosome; recycling endosome; ciliary basal body. Lineage: Eukaryota; Metazoa; Chordata; Actinopteri; Clupeiformes; Engraulidae.
GACACCGUGGACCAUGUUUCCAAGACGUCACAGCUAGAACUUUACAGAUGUACAUUUUAUCCGGAUGAUGUUUGAUGCACUCUCACUUCUACGAAAUUGUGAAAAAUGUAACUUUGCGCCACACGACACAAGUAGCCAGGCUUCCCUUGAUGGUUAGCAAAGCUAUCCAGGAUAACCUCAAGUAGAGGAGGCUACGCCACCAUUCCUGGUUCAGUACAAUGUCGAAAUUCACGAGACUGACUUCAGACGGUGAUACCCAGGAAGACGAAGAGUCAAAUCCCUUUUCCUUCAAGGAGUUCAUCAAAAGCAAAGAACAACAUUCAAGUUGUUUAGAAACGGUGGAUACAAAAACUAGUUCUCCAAAACAGAAUACUUUUGCUAGUGCACAUCCAACCCAGCGGGACUGCUCCCUACCAGCAAGAAGCUUUGAUGAAGACCAGUCAAGAUAUUUUGUUGACAAUGUUCCACAAACAUACACAGAGACCAACGCACAAGAAAAGAGUUUUGGGAAUUAUGUACCGGAAGUAACAGAACUGGAGGCGGCAAAGACGUUUGCCUAUUUUGGGUUUAUGGAUGGGACUGCUUGCUCUGAUGGUGAUGUCGUGUUUACAACUGCUUCUCAUUAUGUGGCCAAUCAAGAGGCUUUCACAACUGAUUCACUGCACAGCACCCACGCCAUUGCAGAGGGCGGAAAUAAAGCCAAACUGAAGCUGAAAGAGGAGAACGCUCAGCUGAAGAAGCAGAUUAAGGAACUCUUAAAAAAGUCAGAGGUCGAUGACCAAAGAAUUAGGCAGCUGAGCGAGGAGCUGAAGAAGAAGAAGGUGCAGGAUGAGCAGGAGGCUAGAGCUCUGGAGGAGAUGGUCCAGUCGGUAGAGCAGAACCUUCAACUCAUGACUAAACGGGCAAUGAAGGCAGAAAGCACAGUGACAAAACUGAAACAGGAAAUGCACCAACUCCAGGACCAGCUGGAGGGUCAGAGGGGAGAGUUGGCUUCCAUGAGGACCAUGAAACAGAAUGCGCAAGUGGCUUCUGAGUAUCUCAGCAAAGCAACACAGGACGCUGAAACAUCCAUCAAGCAGUUGUUGACCGGAGCAGAAACAUUAAGCCUUGUGUCGCAGAUGCUCAACUCUAUUGACAAGAUAACUGAGAAUGUAACCUGACAUCAUUUGAUGAAAUUAAUGUUUUCCUCUGGAUGUAAGUGCUUUUCAAUAAUAAUAAUAAUAAUAAUAAAAUAAAGAUUUUUUUCACUUGCCCUUUUAAUCCAUAUUUAAGAUCAUUCUAAGGUCUUUCAUUUUGGGAUUUGAUGUCUUUUUUUGCGUCACUGUGGCCUACCUCUUAUUACUGUAAUAAUGAUAGAGUGAUGCAAAACACAAAUGAGUUUUUUUUUUUUUAAUUAUUACUUUUUAAUUAUUUUUUUUUUUACUAUUUUAUAACUGCCUAACAUGCUGUUUUAAUAAUGAAGAAGCUCUUGUUUGCAAUAA